Messenger RNA from Fusarium sp. VM40, 1782 nucleotides. The record is from the annotation of a GenBank genome assembly. NCBI's taxonomy places the organism in Eukaryota, Fungi, Ascomycota, Sordariomycetes, Hypocreales, Nectriaceae.
AUGGCUCCUCCAGUAUCUCAGGUCGCUUAUGACCUGGUUGUGAUUACAUGUCUUGUUAUAUUAAUCCCUGGUAUGAUCUGGGUCAUUCUUGCUUCACCUAUCAUUACUCAAACAACACCGUCAUUCAUUGUAGCAGCCAUCACAGCUAUUGCUACCUUGUUCACCUCAGUUGUGAAAAGCCGAAUUCAGCACGGUCUCAUGCGACACCUCGAAGCACCGUUGCGAAGCAUCAAUAAUGCACCAGAAGCUGAACAGCUCGUUCAAAGGCGCUUAAUCGAUCGAAAGUGGCGAGCGGUGCUUAGAAUUGAAGGCUUCACAGAGACAUGGCACACCCAGCAUAUAUUCUUGGUAUAUUUACUCAGUGGUCUGUUGACAACAGCCCUGGUCACUACCUUCACUCCAACAGCUGGCACUCAGACCAUUAAUUAUGAGCCUCUUGUGCCAGGUGCGACUUACCCAUUUACUGACAACGGAACCUCCAACGCGUGCGCUGGAGUCAUGAAAGGCCGCACCGUUCAAGGAACCUUUGGAUGGGACACAUCAAACGACACAAUUUUCUUUUCUUCUUGGCUGAAGGAUUGUCCAUCUUCACGCGUCCUGGCGCAUGUAUCCAACAUCAACAAUCAAAAUCCAGAAGAGUUUGCAUACGUGCAGGCAGGAGUAGCAAUCCACCGUACGGCAAUGGGCGCAUCAACAAAUCUAUUCCUCGGCACAGCAUUCAAAAACCUAAACAAGCAAUAUGGGAAAUUCUUAAAAACCACAACCCAGUGUGUUCCUGUCAUGACUAAAAAUCCAGUCACUUGUUAUAAAGGAGGGGGUAAACUUGAACGAGUUCCUGGUCAAGACCGCGAACUACUCUUUACCGGGGAUGGGUCUUUAAAGGGUCAAGCUCGACCGGUAGGAACUGCCAGAAACCUCUCCGUGAGUAGCGCUAUGGUUAACUACCUGUGGCUUCUCCCUCUCCCGUCCGGUGCUGUCGGCACCUCAGUCGCCGUUUUCAGUGCUAUGAAUGACCCAAAGGCUGAAACUCGCUUCUAUCAAGACUUGGCUCGUACAAUUAACGACCCUGAUAAAGACGCGGGGACAAGAGGAUCAGAAACCUAUGUGGUUACCUGUGACUACAACCCCCAAGACUCUUUCGAGUAUCGACUGGUAACUCUCGAUCUGCAGGCCGCUUCAGUCACCAGCAACUACACCAGUGCAGCCUACAGUCGUCUCUUAAAAGGAGGUCCAUCACGCACACCUACCAAUAAAACCGUCAGUAACCUUCACUUCGCUGCAGUUGGGACUUCAGCGUACAAAAUGAUCAUGGAAGGUUUUGGUCUCGAUGGAUAUUUUACCAGCGUCAAACGCAUAGCUGGUACAGACCGGAAACCCCCGUACGCCUUUAAUAACAGUCGCAAUGGGCUAGAAGAUACGCUGGGUGUUAUUUCUGCCAUCGCGGUGUCUACAAUGGAUCUUCUGGAUGACGCCGUUGUAGCAAGUGCAGUUGAAGGAAAAGGAGGCAAGGCAGAGGCCACUAUAGAUGUGAAGCGGCUAGGUGGAAAUCGUUAUGUCCUCAUUUUCAUCAUUCCCCCUGCUCUCAGCCUCUUGACAUUGUUGUACUUCUUUGUCACAAGCUUUCAAUCAGUUUGCCAGCUUGGUGGAGGUGUCACGGAUGGAAAGCGGCCAAAGCGUUAUGCGGCAGAGAGUAUCAGGGAGAUCAUCACUCUUAGACAGCCUGCACAGGGAGAGAUUCAACCUGUCGAACAACAGCCUUUGAUGCGGCCACAUGGAGUUUGA